Molecule: messenger RNA, 699 nt
Organism: Caenorhabditis elegans
Lineage: Eukaryota; Metazoa; Nematoda; Chromadorea; Rhabditida; Rhabditidae
Gene: F17B5.10
Product: C-type lectin domain-containing protein
Exons: 3
Coding region: 1-699 (232 amino acids)
Molecular function (GO): carbohydrate binding
Source: RefSeq, marked reviewed
AUGAUCAAUGUUUCUUAUUCAUCAUGCAUUUUUUUGAAACUCAUUGCAUGUUUUUCGUUGUUAGUUCCAAUUGCGACAGUUUUCUUACGUGGCGGCAGUAAUCGGGGCAAUUCCGAUUCAAGUAGCUCAUCAUCAGAGGAAGGUUAUUAUGGAGGAAAGAAGCAUCAUGGGGGGCAUCAUGGGGGACAUCAUGGAAACCGUCCGCCACCUCGCCCAACGCCAAAGCCUUGUGACGACGAUUGGCACGCAUUUUACAGACCGCAAGGAGUUUGGUGUGUCCGGAUAGUAGCAGCAACUCUGGACUAUAAUGGAGCUACGACGGCGUGUUCAAACCUCGGCGGUUCUCUUUCCGGUAUUCAGAGCAAUGAAGAACGCAUUUGGAUGGCCAAUAAAAGUAUGGAAAUAUUGACUGCAAAUGGACAAACGGACUCUGGAACGUGGCUCGGCGCGAGUUGUACUAUUCGUGGAUGUGUCUGGACAGACUGGAACACUGUUGGCACUGAAGGGAUGUUGUGGGCUCCUGGAGAGCCGGCUAAUCUCUACUUUUCCCCACCAUGCAUAUACAUCUACUCAUUAGCUGGUGCGACACUUUCACAGAAACCGCCAAAUUCCAAUGGAUUCAUUGAUGACUCGUAUUGCCGUGGGUAUAAGACAAUCAACUCCUAUGCAUGUGGAAAAGUUGGAUUAAGAAAUAAUUAA